Drosophila ficusphila is the source of this 816-nucleotide messenger RNA. RefSeq lists its product as uncharacterized. The record is from RefSeq and is a predicted model, not a curated record. Lineage: Eukaryota; Metazoa; Arthropoda; Insecta; Diptera; Drosophilidae. The coding region runs from base 1 to 816 and encodes 271 amino acids. Gene Ontology annotation, molecular function: nucleic acid binding. The transcript is spliced from 2 exons.
AUGAAGGCUUUAGCCCGCAGUUACGUCUGGUGGCCCGGUUUGGAUGCGGAUAUCGAAAAGGCGCAAUCACCUUCCUUCGGCAGCUGUUCGCUACUCAUGGUAAUCCAGAUGAAAUCGUGUCGGACAACGGAAUUGCGUUCACCUCCGAGGAGUUUAAGUUGUUUACGAAAAACAAUCGGAUCCGUCACAUCCGAUCCCUUCCACCCUGCAACCAACGGCCAGGCCGAACGAAUGGUUCAAACCACGAAGAUUUACUUGAAGAAACUAGAUCGUCACACGGACAUCAACAUAGCUUUAGCUCGUUUCUUGUUUGAUCAACAUACUACGCCGCAUUCCGUCACAAAGCAUUCGCCAGCAGAGUUGCUUUUCAAUAGGGAGCUCCAGACAUUCUUUGAUAAAUUAAGUCCAGGCGAAAUAUCAUACGGUAAGGUCUGCGAGGCCCAAACUCAAAAGUCUUUUGUUACAGGCACUCCCGUUUGGGUCCGAAACUAUGCAAGCGGCCCCAAGUGGAUUGAGGGCCACGUCUCAAAGCGAACGGGACCGAUUUCCUAUUUGGUGUGUCUGGAGGACGACAGAACAGUCAGGCGGCAUCUGGAUCAGCUGCGUUUGCGCAGUCCGUCGCAGCAGCCAACAUCAGAAGAGAUAUCAUCUCCAACUGGUCGUGUCCCUCUAACCCCAACUGAAGCGGAAGCUGGCGAACCGACAACUCCAGUGGGACCAGAGCGCUCGCCCGAGCUAAUCGAAACUGGCGAACCGCCGCGCAGGUCAGCCCGUGACCGUCGCCGCCCGCAGUUCUACGAUCCAUCUGGGUGUUAA